Messenger RNA from Suillus subaureus, 162 nucleotides. RefSeq lists its product as uncharacterized. NCBI's taxonomy places the organism in Eukaryota, Fungi, Basidiomycota, Agaricomycetes, Boletales, Suillaceae. The record is from RefSeq and is a predicted model, not a curated record. Bases 1 to 162 code for a protein of 53 amino acids. The transcript has a single exon.
AUGCACGCAGUCCUUUUGCCUAUGCUCAAAUCAGUACUGUACAGCGCAAAUAUCAGUGACAUCCUCAUGCGCUUCACACACCCUGUUCUUGACAUCAUCACAUGGCUUCCCUACCAAGUCAUCCAUUAUACCUUCCUCCUUGUUCUAACCAGAUUCCUUUAG